CUUCUAUUGUUUUUCUUUUAAGGAUUUAGAGGUGUUUGUAGAAGACUGUUUACUUCUGGCAGACAGUGCAGGCUGUUCAACAGUGGCAUUUCCUGCUUUGGGCACUGGAAAAUUAGAGUACCCAUAUCGAGAUGUGCCAGUCGCAUUGUUUAAUGGCGUAGACAGAUAUGUGACUGAGGGAACUAUUGGAGGAAUUUCAACUGUAUACAUUUCUGUACUAGAAAAGGAUGAUCACCUGCACCAGAUUUUAGAGAAAGAGCAAGAGAGGAGGAAAUCAGCUAAAACUUUUUCUGGAAAACAGCAUCAGGCUGAUGGUCAGAAAUAUCUUGUAGCUGAGAAUGGAUCAGUAAAGUAUACUAUUAUUGCAGAGAGUGCAUGCCAGAGAAUGACUUCAGUAAAGAUUGUGAAUGUAAAAUUAGAAGCAGGAAAUAAGUCACAUGGAAAUUCUGUGCAGAAGGUAAAUCUUUCACAGCUUUGGGAAAUAAAUGUUACAUGUGGAGAGACUAAGGAAGGCCUCAUGAGUGGAGUCAAAGAUGUUGUACUUCUAUGUGAAGAUCAAAAAAUAACGUGUGUUAAUAUUUUUUGUUCAAAUGGAUUCAAAAAGAUUUCAAUGACUGACCAGGUUGACACCAUUAUUCAGUCUGUUGAGAAAGAAGUAAGAUUGUUAAAUCCAACAAAAUAUAAGUACCUAAAGAAUGUUAGAAUAGUUGUAAGUGAUGCUGCAUUCUCUACUUUGUAUGAGGUAAAGGGACGAGAUGAAAAUGUGUCAAGUAAAGGAUUUCUUUCCAGUUUAUUCAAAUCUUUUUAUACUAAAGUCUCACAGUCACCUCUUAACUGGAAGAUUUUAUCCUGUGAUUUACCAAAGAAAAGACAGUGUCUGAAUAUAACACUUGCUGGAUGUAAACAUAGUGACAUUGAGAGAGCCAAGGUUGAAAUAACACAGUACAUAGAAAUAAUAGAAUAUUGUGAUCCUGAUAAGAUGACAGUGAAGGUUGAGAAAAAUCGGCACUUGACAUCAGAAUACAAAUCUGGUUUAAAGUCAAAGUUUAUGAAAGAUGCUAAGCAAAAUCAAAUAACAAAAGUCAAUGAUGAUGGAAUUGACAUGACCCAAGAGAAAGGAGACACUGAGAUAAAAAUUGAAGGUGGAAAGAAAACUUCUCAAACUCCAGAGACUGAAGGUGAAAAAAAAACUCCACUAAUUCUAGAGGCUGAAGGUGAAAAGAAAACUCCACUAACUCCAGAGACUGAAGGUGAAAAGAAAACUCCACUAACUCUAGAGACUGAGGGUGAAAAGAAAACUUCUCAAAUUCCAGAGACUGAAAGUGAAAAGAAAACUCCAAAAACUCUAGAGACUGAAGGUGAAGAGAAAACUCCACUAACUCCAGAGACUGAAGGUGAAAAGAAAACUCCACUAACUUCAGAGACUGAAGGUGAAAAGAAAACUCCUCAAACUCCAGAGACUGAAGGUGAAAAGAAAACUUCACUAACUUCACAGACUGAAGGUGAAAAGAAAACUCCUCAAACUCCAAGGUUUGAAGGUGAAAAGAAAACUCCACUUACUCCAGAGACUAAAGGUGAAAAGAAAACUCCUCAAACUCCAGAGACUGAAGGUGUAGAGGAAAUAAACGAUGAUCUGAAUGUCAUAAAAAUGGAUAAAGAUGACAGAGAGAAUGAAGAUAUUGCAGGAGCUAGAGGAAACAGUUCACCACUUUUCAGCUCUUCUAGUAGACCUGAUGAAAAUGAAACUGGUGACUGUGCUGGUGACUAUGUCAGAUUAAAAGAUGUAAUUCAUGCAAAUGAAGAUGCAACUCCUGUCUAUGUUAAUAUAGCAGGUCAGGAUGAUGCUGUGAGGUCGGAUGAACAGAUGGCAAAGGAAACAAGUUUAAUUUCCGAUUCUGAUGCAGAUACUGCUGGGAGCUUACCACCAACUGAUGACCAACAAAUUGCAGGCCAACAUAGAGCAUCUGGACAAGCAGGUGAGGGAAUAUGUUUGACAAAGUUUAAUGAGGAAUUAGAAAAGAAGAAGAAGGAAAACAUUACACAUACUAUUGAGAGAGAGGAGAAGGAAUACAUUACACACAAUAUUGAUAAUCAUUUAGGAAAGGGAAUUGAAAGCACAAAGUUAGAUGAAAUUCUACACACAGCAGAAAAGGAUCAUGAUGGACAUGUAAAAAUUGAAAAAGUGAAAUAUAAAGAUACAACACCAGGCAACCAUCUGACAGCUACAGUUUUAGGACCCUUAUUGAAAGAUGAUUUACAAGAUUGUUUGUAUACACAAUGGACUUUAGAAACAUGUACAUUAACACUAGUUGAAAGCAAGCCAUAUUUACCCAGUGCAGAUGUUGUUCUUGUACCUGUGUAUGGAAAUGCUAAAUCUGGUCUGUUACAAGGAUAUAGAAAGAAAAUUGAUGUACCAAUCCCGCAGUCAUACAUAACCAGAAAAAAAUUUACAGCUACAAUAGAAAGCUUUGUUUGCAGAUAUCUCUCGGAUGAAGCUUGCAUAUCUGUUCAUAUAGAAUCAUCACCAAUAGAUGUAUGGUCAGGAUACAAGUAUGUCAAGCAAAUUCUGGAUUCUUUAAUUGAGUGGAAGAAAAAGUCAAUGGGUUCAAGAAAAGACAUAGUGCUUUGUUGCUGUAACAAAGUUGUCUAUCAUAAGUGCUUAGAAAGUUGCCAAGAAUUAUUGUGUUCCAAAGGCAUGUAUGAAACAGUGCUGUCAAUAAACAAAGGCAAGUUUUCUAUCAAAUUUUUCUAUUUAAAUUAUGAUUUUGCAACAUUGUCAAAAUAA
Molecule: messenger RNA, 2785 nt
Organism: Ruditapes philippinarum (Manila clam)
Lineage: Eukaryota; Metazoa; Mollusca; Bivalvia; Venerida; Veneridae
Product: myb-like protein X
Exons: 11
Coding region: 386-2785 (799 amino acids)
Source: RefSeq, a predicted model, not a curated record